CGCUAACUUUGCUCGUUUUAUAGUCAAGUUUUACUUGCUGCGUUUAUACAAGUUUUUUUUUAAGUUUUUUUAAUAAAGUUAUGAAGAUGUGGAUUUUUUAUGUUACUUUUAUUGUUUUCAUAACUAUUGCUUGUGGAAACAAUAUUGAAAGUUUUCUUAAUAAAUGUAUUUCAUCCAAAUAUCACAAAGCUAAACCUAGUUAUGAAGGUAGACCUUUAAAUGGUAAACAUUGUCAAUAUUGGAAUAACAACUCAUGUUGUACGUGGAAUACUACUUCAAAAAUUGAGCAAGAUGGUCAUUUAUCAUUACAUGGUAUUAUAUGGGAUCAAUGUCCCCAAAAAAAUAUGUCAGAAAAAUGCUGGCAACACUUUAUGCAAGAUACUUGUUUUUAUGAAUGUUCUCCAAACUUAGGACCUUGGAUUCAAGUAGAUACAAAAUCAAAGAAAACAAGAAAAGAACGUAUUCUUAAUGUACCUUUAUGUGCUUCUGACUGCGAUAAGUGGUAUGAUGAUUGUUUCGACGAUUAUACUUGUAAUGAUAAUUGGGAAACAGAUUGGAAUUGGUCAAUGAAAGGUACCAUAAAUAUGUGCCCAAAAGAAUGCAAAAAAUUUGGAGACUAUUUUAAAAGCUCUAAAGAUUUUUGUGAAAAACUUUUUAACUACUCUUUUAAGUAUGAGAAGAAUAAGGAUAAAUGUAUGCGAUUGGCACCUGAAGGUGAUUACAACAAUCUUGUUGCAUUAAAAGAAGCUGAGCGUUUAGCAAAAGAAAAUAAUGCAAUAGUACAAAAAACCAACAUUAUUUAUAUUAUCAUUACCUCUGUAUUCGCAUGUAUGCUCAUAAAAACAUAAUGGUUAAACUAAUGUAAAAUUGAUUAAAGUAAAACAUUUGUAAUAUCUAGAAAAUGUUUUUUCUUAUGUUUUA
Molecule: messenger RNA, 921 nt
Organism: Hydra vulgaris (swiftwater hydra)
Lineage: Eukaryota; Metazoa; Cnidaria; Hydrozoa; Anthoathecata; Hydridae
Product: folate receptor gamma
Cellular component (GO): external side of plasma membrane
Molecular function (GO): signaling receptor activity
Source: RefSeq, a predicted model, not a curated record